AUCGAGCAGCGAUGGGGAUGCUCUCGUUACAGCAAAUAAGGGAAACUAGCCUUGAAAUUGAAGCAGAAAACAAGUGAAUCAGACACAAGUACCGGUAACAAUGAAUUUUAUAAAUCAACUAUUGCUUUGAUUUGUUUAAUCUCUCCAAAACACAAAAAUAUGGAGUAGUAUUAAUACUUUAUUUCUCCAAUGUUUUUAUAUUUUAGGUAAAUGAUAAUUAUGAAAUUUUAGCGUAGAGACGAGUAUAGAAUGUGGGUCUGUUUUUUCGUAUGUUAAAUUUGUUUUUGUCCGUUCCAGAAUAAAACUCCCAUAGAUUUUGAGUUAAGGUUUAUGCAGCGUGGUUUCUGGGUUUUCUUUCGAGCUGGUUUGGACAAUUUUGACUGCAUGGAUACUGAAAUCUAACUAAAAGAAUCUCUUGCUUUUGGGGGUUCUCUUAUUUCUCCAGGUGAGUGUGUAUAAGCGUUUGUUUUGCACUUCGAUUUCAAAAUUUUCCGCAUUUUAUUUGAUUCUCACCGGCUUAUGAUAUUGGGGGAGCCUGAAAAAUUGAAUCUUUAUUGCACUUCUUUAACCGAUAUAUUGCUGAAUCUGAUGGGCUCUGCAAAUUCCUUUUUCUUGAAUAGAUUGAGUGAUGCAUUUCAUGCAUAGCUGGGGAUUUAUAGCUUCGUUUGCUUCUGUGAAUAAGGAUACCUGUUGGCGUUAAUUUGGGGUAGUUUUCAUUUUAGAUUGUCUGUAUAGGAAGAGGGGAAAAGGAAGUUUAAUGGUAGCUCAAAAAAUGGGAUCUCAUGGGGGUGGCAGUAAUAACACUGGGUUGAGCCAAGCCCAAACCCAGACCCAAAUUCAGAGUCAUGACCCGAACCCGUUGGCUCGACAGGGAUCAAUGUAUAGCCUCACUCUUGAUGAGGUGCAGAACCAUUUGGGUGACUUGGGAAAGCCCCUUAGUAGUAUGAAUCUUGAUGAGCUUCUCAAGACUUUGUGGACUGCUGAGGCUAAUAAUCAGGCUGGUGAAGGAGGUGUUGAUGGCGGGCCUAACGUGCAGCUUCCGGGCCAAUCUGCGCCUGGGUUGUCGUUGAAUCAGCAAUCGAAUCUCAUGCUGUCAAUGGAUCUCAGCAAGAAGACUGUGGAUGAAGUGUGGCAGGACAUCCAGCAGGGGCAGAAAAGGAGCAGUCUUGAUAGGAAAACCACGCUUGGGGAGAUGACAUUGGAGGAUUUCUUGGUGAAGGCGGGGGUGGUCUCUGAGUCUGCUGGAGGGAAUAAGGUUUUAGGCUCUGUUGGUGAUGGUGGUGGGGCUGAUCUUACGGGGUUGCCUCAGCAGACCCAGUGGAUGAAUUAUCAGAUGUCUUCGAUGCAUCCUCAGCAGCAGCAGCAGGGCAUGCUGCCUGCUUUCAUGCCUAGUCAUCCAGUCCAACAGCCUAUUACUCUUGGUGGAAAUCCUAUCAUAGAUGCUGGUUACCCCGAUGCUCAAAUGACUAUGUGUUCAUCCCCUCUUUUGGGUACUUUAUCAGACACACAGACACCUGGGCGUAAAAGGGUUGCUCCUGAUGAUAUAGCUGAGAAAAGCGUUGAGAGGCGACAAAAGAGGAUGAUCAAAAAUAGGGAAUCUGCGGCCAGAUCACGAGCAAGAAAACAGGCUUACACUCAUGAACUGGAGAACAAGGUUUCCCGUUUGGAAGAGGAGAAUGAAAGACUCAAGAGACUGCAGGAAGUGGAGAAGGCGUUGCCGAGCAUACCACCACCGGAGCCAAAAUACCAGCUGCGUAGAACGAGCUCAGCUCUGGUGUGAGGAUUGUGUAAUAAUUAUAACAUAGUCAAUGUUGUUAGUUGUUUGGAGUUGAAGUAGUUGGAGGGAUGAGUCGCGGGGUAGAUUAGCAGUUGUGAGUUUCCCUCAUCUAACAUCCUUGGGCUGGCUGUCUCGUGCCCCAUUGAACCUUCAUGUCUCAUGUACAUUUUUAGUCUUAAAAAACUUUGCCAACUUUGUUAACUCUCGUAGUUUAUAACAUCAUGAAUUUUUAUCUA
Salvia splendens (bonfire salvia) is the source of this 2013-nucleotide messenger RNA. RefSeq names its product ABSCISIC ACID-INSENSITIVE 5-like protein 2. Gene Ontology annotation, molecular function: DNA-binding transcription factor activity. The transcript is spliced from 3 exons. The record is from RefSeq and is a predicted model, not a curated record. Gene Ontology annotation, cellular component: nucleus. The coding region runs from base 758 to 1780 and encodes 340 amino acids. Gene Ontology annotation, biological process: positive regulation of DNA-templated transcription. Lineage: Eukaryota; Viridiplantae; Streptophyta; Magnoliopsida; Lamiales; Lamiaceae.